AUGGGUCGAGGACAGAGAACACCAGGCCGAGGUGCUGGGUCGACAGAGGCAAGGAAACCUGCGCUUGUGUAUGCUUCACGUCGUCAUGAUGAUGGAAAUGCUCCAGACGUCAUCACGGACAUAGGCUCUACACAUUCCUACGUUGCAUGUUCUGUGUCUGGGACUUUGGGAAUACCGUAUGAGAGCGCUUCUAGUGAGAUUUUAGUGGUGAGUCUAUUGGUGCAGUCUAUUAGGGUUAGCAAACUAUUCAAAGACGUUCCGUUGGAAGUCCAAGGGAUUAUAUUCCUGGCUGACCUGAUGGAACUUCCGUUUGGGGAGUUCAACUUAAUUCUGGUGGAAGAAAAGUUGGUAAGGAAGGGGCGCGAGGCGUACUUGGCGUAUAUCAGUGUUGCUGAUUCUGAGAACUCUUCGGUUAAGGACAUCCGAACGGUGAGGAACUUUCCAGAUGUUUUUUUAGAGGUAUUAUCAGGAUUUCCUCCAAGCCGUAAGGUAGAAUUUGGGAUUAAGUUGAUUCCUGGCACAGCUCCGGUGUCUAUCGCCCCUUACCGAAUGGCACCGAAUGAGCUGACAGAACUUAAGGCUCAAAUUCAGGAGCUGUUAGAUCGUGGGUUUAUUCGUCCCAGUGUGUCUCCAUUCGAAUGA
This is a messenger RNA of Gossypium arboreum, 642 nucleotides long. RefSeq lists its product as uncharacterized. The transcript is spliced from 4 exons. The record is from RefSeq and is a predicted model, not a curated record. Bases 1 to 642 code for a protein of 213 amino acids. Lineage: Eukaryota; Viridiplantae; Streptophyta; Magnoliopsida; Malvales; Malvaceae.